AACAAAGAACACAAGCACUGAAGCACCGCCCCGCUGCCACGUCACUUUCUCUUCCCCAAAUCCACAACCAAAACCCUUCGUCCCUCUCGCCUCUCCCGCCCGUUCUCUCCCCCCAAAUCCUCCACCAUUUCUAGGGUUUCUCCAAUCCGACGCCAUGAACGUCUUCCGCCUCGCCGGCGACAUGACCCAUCUCAUCAGCAUCCUCAUCCUUCUCCUAAAGAUAUACGCCACCAGAUCCUGCUCUGGGAUUUCGUUGAAGACGCAGGAGCUGUAUGUGAUUGUUUUCGUAGCGCGGUACUUGGAUCUGUUUACGAGUUUCAUCUCGAUCUACAACAGCGUGAUGAAGGUGGUGUUUGUUACCUGUUCGAUCGGCAUUGUUUGGUGCAUGCGUUUUCAUCCACUGGUUCGGAGGACCUAUGACAAGGAGCAGGAUACGUUUCGGCACUACUUCCUCGUUGCGGCGAGCUUUGUCCUCGCGCUGCUUUUUCACGAUAGUUUUACCGUCAGGGAGGUAUUUUGGGCAUUUUCCAUAUAUUUGGAGGCUGUUGCAAUCCUUCCUCAAUUAGUUUUGCUACAGAGAAGUGGAAACGUGGACAACUUGACUGGACAAUAUGUUUUCUUUCUCGGGGCCUAUCGAGCAUUUUAUAUCCUUAACUGGAUUUAUCGCUACUUUACAGAAAAGCAUUACAGUUGGUGGAUUUCAUGGAUCGCUGGUUUUGUCCAAACAGCUCUCUAUGCAGACUUCUUCUAUUACUACUUUAUCAGCUGGAAAAACAAUUCAAAGCUUCAGCUACCCGCUUGAAUUGGAUGAUGCUCAAAGUUUCUACUUUUCAAAAGAAAUAAAAUAGAUUAGCUCAUUUUGCCUGUUGUGAAGAUGGAAGAUUUGACACUGGAGAAAAACUUGAGAAGCAGAAUUUGGAGAAAAAUUGUUAAAAGUUGCUUGGUCUUGUUCCAUAGGAAAUCAAGGGAAGCAGGUUGUGUUCAGACACAGAGUUUCCAUAUAAUUUAUUAAAAGUUAAUUUGUUCGCAAUUCUAACCAUAGUUUGGUUUUGAAGUCAUGUAAACUGCACUUGCAACUACUUACAUCUUCAUGUAUUAUUAUUUGUUAAAAAAUUGAAUUGGACUGUCGUAACACGUGCAUGAUU
This is a messenger RNA of Dioscorea cayenensis subsp. rotundata (Guinea yam), 1145 nucleotides long. Its product is annotated as ER lumen protein-retaining receptor A-like. The record is from RefSeq and is a predicted model, not a curated record. Gene Ontology annotation, biological process: endoplasmic reticulum to Golgi vesicle-mediated transport; protein retention in ER lumen. The transcript has 6 exons. Lineage: Eukaryota; Viridiplantae; Streptophyta; Magnoliopsida; Dioscoreales; Dioscoreaceae. Bases 155 to 802 code for a protein of 215 amino acids. Gene Ontology annotation, cellular component: endoplasmic reticulum; membrane; cis-Golgi network. Gene Ontology annotation, molecular function: ER lumen protein retrieval receptor activity.